UGAAUUCAAGGCAGGUACAGGACUUGGGGUAUACUGGAUAGUGCGUGAAUUCAAGGCAGGUACAGGACUUGGGGUAUACUGGAUAGUGCGUGAAUUCAAGGCAGGUACCGGACCUAGAUGACACUGGAUAAUGUGUCAGUUCAAAGAGUUGCACUGCCGAGACUAGCCCUGAUCUGCAGAACGUCAUGCUUCACCCGAUCUCUAGAUCUCAAACACCGUUAGAGUUGCAAGUAAACAUUCGAUUAAUUUUCCAGGACGCUAUGACUGAAAUCGAUAGCGUAUGUCCUGCCGUACCUUGUCUUAAUACUUUAUGUGACGUAGUUUCGAUGUUUCUUAUAUCCUACUGUCUUCUAUAAUCGAUCGACAAUGGCUUUUUUCGUGUUUUCCAUUUUGGUCCACACAAGCUGCUCAAGUCUUCCGUGAUGGUACUCCAUGUUGGUGGGUUCGAUAUCUGGUGACAUGUUUUAACAGCUCCUUCUGACAAGACCAGUAAACAAUGUAUUGGGCGUUACAUACUCAUAGCAUACCGUCCUCGUACUAAUUACUGUCGGAGUGUGAGGAUGCGUUCUUACACCAGUGAACACGGACUUUUCCACCCUUACUGAACAUCCCGUCUCUGAGAUCGAUAUCCCCCCGAUCAAAGGUACUCUCGGCUUUCUUUGUAUAAUCAAGAGCUGGUUAGCAAAUGACUUCCCCUGUUAACGGGAACAUCAAUUUUAGAAGUAGUUUGUGUCUAUUUAUUUUGUUUCCCAAUUUUCAGACUUGAGUCCGUAACAUAGCAUCGUUCGACAUGAAGGCUACACGGAAAGCCCUAUAAAGACAUCCAUCUCACAACCGCGAAAUUAAUAUUUCAUGAACUGCAUCAAAGUGAAGGAUUGAUUAAAGAAUACGGCAGCGCGAAAUAUAAGCCUUCUAGAAUAAUAGGGCAACCGUGAAUGAAGCCAACCGACGUUAUUGGGACAUCAGCGUUCCCGGGGGACAGAGCAUGCGGCAUGAGGUGUUACAGACGCUUCGCUAAUACAACUGACUACUUCACCCGCACCGGCAGCGACAUCAGCAUCCAUACAGCGGACAAGGAAGAUCUGUGAAAUCACGCGGAACUGAAAAAACUUACCUCAAAACUUUUACCCUUUUAAAUUAUGAAGUGUGAAUAGUUGGUUUGUGUUGAGAGGAAGAGUGUUAUUCAUAUGAACAGAUUUGUUGUGGGGGUAGCACUUUGUGUUCUCCUUGUUCUCACUUACUGUCCCUGCAGGUUGGGGUGCUCUGUGCCGUCACUGACCACUGCAUCCCCCCAAACCAAAGGAUCGAAACUGCGGGAAUAGGCCAGUGGAAACCAGUAUUUAUUCAGUUAAAGGUUCUAACGUUAGUCAAACACUGGCUGCAGCGUCGGCCGACCCUCGCAGCACGUCCCCAACGUCUGCCCUAGGACAACCGCACGACCAGAAGAACUUUCGAUUUCUCGGCGGGUAUAAGUGAUGACAGUGAUAACCUCUUUCACUGAAGCCGCCGUGUACUGGCCGAGCAGCUCCGAGAGCGGAGACGACUAGGCUCCCGUGCCCCCACGGAUGGCUGGAGGUUCCAGCUAUCUCGGAUGAGCUCUAUGUGCAUCGAUCCCUAUCGGAAGCUUGUGUAGUCGCCGGCGGGAGAUCGAGAAGACUCUGCUAUAAACACGCUUCUGUUCGCCAGCCAACUCGCUGUGGUGACAGACGAAGGCACUGCAACGUGCUGCAGCAGCUGAGACUGUCGUGUGUCACAUCGUCUGUCAGUUCCUUGAGUGUUCAGUGCCGGGUGUGAAAAUUAAGGAUACCGUAUCAACCCACACGACUGUGAAACCAGUGCCACCCGCUUGAUGCAAGGGGAUACGUCUUUGAUUGUACAUAUUGGCUGCCGACACAGUGCAUUUGUGUUCAGGUAGCCCAGUGUGGGUCGUUCUCCUAUGCAAUGCAGGAAGAUGUUCGAAGUUUGGAAAAUUCCCCGUUGUUUUGUGUCCCUGCUUCCAACAGCCCAAGCAGUGCUGCUGUUGCUGUUGCUGUCGUCGCUGUCACAAUCAGUGAGGCCCACAGAAGGACAAGGCGGCAUAGACGACCCGGCAGCUCAAUCCAGGGAGAGUGUAGAGGACCAACUACAGAAUAGCAGUGGGGUGCCAGUUAAGAACAGCGUACACGAACGCAGCGUGGAGCGGCCGCCCCUGCACCUUCCACCUAAGCAGGCAAUAUCGACUGAGAAAAUCCUCAUUAAAAAGUUAUUGGAGCGUUACGAACGCCAGGGACGAGUGGGUCGACCGGUGAUACACACUAACGACAACCUCACCGUUUACUUUGGCCUUUCACUCAUACAGAUUCUAGACGUAGACGAAACAAACCAAGUACUGAAAACAAAUAUAUGGUAUCACUAUGAAUGGACGGAUGUUUUGUUAUCGUGGAACAGAACAGAGCACGAUGAUAUCGACAACAUCCGUGUUCCCUCAAAGAAGAUCUGGCUCCCUGACAUACUGCUGUAUAACUUCGCUGAUGACCGGCUCCAGGAACAAAGAGACGCCCUGGUGGUGGUGUCUGAAAGUGGAGAACUGUUGUGGAUGCCUCAAGCAAUUCUGCGGAGUUCCUGCUUAUUUGACACUUUGUAUUUCCCGUUUGACUCCCAAGAAUGCAGCCUUAAGUUCGGUUCGUGGACGUAUAACGGCGCAAAACUGAACAUAGACUUCGUGGCCAACCACGACAUGGACGUGAGUGACUUCGUACCCAGCAACGAGUGGGACAUCGUGGAGAACAAGGCAGUUCGCAAUGUGAAGUAUUACGCCUGCUGCCCCGAACCCUACCCUGACCUCACAUUCAGCCUCAAGCUUAAACGCAAGGUAGCGUUCUACACGUUCAUCCUGGUCCUACCCUGUGCCCUGCUGUCCCUCCUGACUCUCGUCAUCUUCUGGGUGCCGCCUGAAUCGCCGGCAAAGCUGCAGCUGGGUAUGAGUAUUUUUGUAGCCUUCUUCUUCCUGCUGUUGGUCUUAGCAGAGUCCACCCCACGUGCAGCUGCAUCAAUACCACUCAUAGGCGCCUAUUUUUGUCUGAGCAUGGUGUUGAUCACGGUGUCGACAGUCCUCGCCUGUAUCGUGGCUAACAUGUUCUUCAGGGGAGUCCGCAUCAAUCGAGCUCCCAAGUGGCUUAGAUCUUGCACUAUCAGGGGCAUCGCCACGCUUCUGUGUUUGCGGGAUAAGAUCUUGGAACCGGAAGAACUUAUAGAAACAAAGAAGACAUCAUCUAAAUCCUACUCGGACACAAAGACCAAGUACCCCGAAGCUGACUUUAAGUUCUCCAAGGUGCGACUGCUGGACAACGGUAUAGACUACCGGGUCACCCCGCAAACAGAGGGGUCCGAUUUGGAUGCUUUUCUAGAUCGAGGUGGAUUCCGUUCAGGCGCCAUUUUGGAGGAAGUGCGAGGCAUCCGGGACAUUCUGGAGAAGAACGAGGAGAAGAAACGUGUUCGUGAUGAAAGGGAGCGCUACAUCCGAGAGUGGCGUGUCAUAGCGUGUGUGACAGAUCGUUUCUUCUUCCUCCUCUACGUUAUCAUCAACAUCGUCGGCAUCACCGUCAUCUUCAAGGGACAGUGACACUCCUCUGCACUAAGGACGGCAAUAUCCUCAGUUGUGUCUUAUCCUCGUCUGUCUGUGCGCAGCAGAACCAUUCAGCCUUGGACUCUAUCUCAAACCACGCUUAUCCUAAACUAAAGGACACGACACCUUUAUCACAGAAGUCUCGUAAACUUUGACUGUGCAAUAUUCAUGGCACUAUAAACAUUAACAUUGCCAUGUACGGCGAUACAAAAUUGAAAUGUAUUCCCUUGUGUUGCAUACAAAUGUCAUGUUAUAGAAAAUGAGGAGUAUUUGAAGCUGAUUGUCGUGUAUAACAAAUACUCGAAGAACGUUACGAGUGCUCAUUAUUGUACACAUUAAAGAUGGAAUAGGGCUGCUGUUGUAUGUAAGUGGCGGACUGUAUGAGAUGGAUACAGCGAGGUAACUGGCACACGCUUUUGGUAGUCAAAUUGGACCAGUUGAUACACACACUGUAACACAAUUAAUGAUAUUAUACACUGUAUAUAUGUGUGUAUUCAAUAAGGCUGCAAUGCAGUGCGCGUGUCUGAUAGUGGUGUGUGUGUGUGUGUGUGUGUGUGUGUGAGAGAGAGAGAGAGAGAGAGAGAGAGAGAGAGAGAGAGAGAGAGAGAGAGAGAGAAUGUGGUGUGGGUGGAUGUUAGUGUGUUUGUGUGUGAGUAAAAGAGAGUAGGAUAGAGACAAUGAGUCUCAAUCUAUGUGUGUGUUAGACUUCACGUGUACAUUGUGUGUUAGCCUACAUCACGUCAAUGUGUGUAAACGUACAUGAUAUUCAUUGUGACCUAGCUUACAUCAUGUUCACUGCAUGCUAGUUACAUGAUGACAUUGUGUGCUGGCUCACAUCGUGGACACUGUGUUCUAGCUAGCCGUUUGCACAGUGUGUGCAUUACAGACUGAUUAACAAGGAAUUCCAAGUUACGUUUUACUACUCAAGUUCAACACGGGUUGUUUAUAGAUAAACUGUACAUCGAAGAACUGGUACCCACAAGCUUUAUAUACAUGUCGUGACGUAGUGGCUCACUCUGAUGUUGUCUGUGGUACCGUCUCCAGGUGUUGUCCGGUAGGAGCUUGCAGCCGCACCGUCAGUACACUCAGUCGGCCGACAGACGUAGUGCAUUGACGCUAAUGUAGUUGAGUUACACAGAAUGUACUAGCAUCGGAAGGACGCUGCUCUAGUAGAGGGUGCGCCAGGACGUUCUGUACAAGUAUAUGGGGACGCCAGUAAAUGUAGUAUUAAAGGGAGGACGCCAGACAUACAGUAAUACAGGGAGGACGCCAAGACACACUGUACUAGCAUAGUGGGUGGGGUGGGGUGGAGUGCCAGGAUAUACUGGACUGGCAUAUGGGGUGGGGAGUGCCAGGAUAUACUGCACCAGCAUAGGGGAGGAGUGCCAGGGUAUACUGGACGUGUGCGUGCGUGCGUGCGUGCGUGCGUGCGUGCGUGCGUGUGUGUGUGUGUGCCAUAGUAGCAUUAAGGUGACCAAGAAAUGUACGCCAAGAAAUGCCGUACUGGUAUAGGGAGGAUGGGGAGCCGAGUAAUGCCGCAAUGGUGAAGGAAGUACUUGUGGAUUACUUGUGUUGGUGGGAGACCAGGAACUGAUGUGUUAGUAUAUGGGGGCUCAAUAUGAGAAGAGUGGAACCGUAAGGUGAAUUUACGUGGUACUGUUUGGCUGGGCGGUACAGACGGGCUGGGCGGAUUAUGGAAAGUAGGCGUUACAGCGGCUCUAGGCGGUAUAGAGAGUAUACCUGGUAAAGAGGGACCUCAACGGAUAAGUGAGGCUGGGCGGUACAGACGGGCUGGCGGAUUAGGAAGGCUUGGCGUUAUAGAGAGUUUAUGUGGUGCAGAGGGUUUUGGCGGUCAAGCUGGGCUUGACAGACAAGGGUAGGUAGGCGUUACAGUGGCUUUGGGCAUUAUAGAGAGUAUACUUGGUAAAGAGAGUCUCAACAGAUGAGUGAGGCUAGACGUUACAGCGGGUCCAGGCAGUAUAGAGAGUAUACCUUGUAAAGAGGGCAUCAACGGAUUAGUGAGGCUGGGCGGAACAGCGGGUCUAGGCAUUAUAGAGAGUAUACCUGGUAAAGAGGGCAUCAACGGAUUAGUGCGGCUGGGCGGAACAGCGGAUCUGGGCAUUAUAGAGAGUAUACCUGGUAAAGAGGGUCUCAACGGACUAGGGAGGCUAGGCGGAACAGCCGAUCUGGGCGUCAUAGAGAGUAUACCUGGUAAAGAGGUCAUCAACGGAUUAGUGAGGCUAGGCGGUACAGCGGAUCUGGGCGGUAUAGAGAGUAUACCUGGUAAAGAGGCAUCAACGGACUAGGGAGGCUAGGCGGUAUAACGGGCUAGGCAGUAUAGAGAGUAUACCUGGUAAAGAGGGCGUCAACGGAUUAGUGAGUCUACAAUAGAUGUAGUACAAGGGGACAGAGCGGCUAGGUGGUAGGGCGGUAGAGACCUGGGCGGUUUAGAUGGUCUGCUCAACACGGAGGGUGGGAGGGUAGAGACAGAAACUCUAAGGCUAAUACGUAAAAGAUGUAUUGGGAAAGGAACUCAUUAUGACGCAGUAAACAUUGAACUGAAGUGCAAGUAUUCACUACCGAACGCGGGAUAAUCGAAUGGCAAUGAAUUCCUGUUUCGACUCGGUGUUAAACCCCUGUACAACUACAGCACUGAGACGUGUGUGACAUAUGCAAAUAUAUGUGGAUGUUAAGCUAUCAUAUGUGACGAUAUGCAAACACAGAAAUGUGCUUUACUCCCGUUAACCGUUGUCUCGUAUAUAUCUAGGAUGAGUGAGUGAUUUGGAGAAGAACGUCGCUUUCAACAAUACUAAAGUUGCAUCACGGCGUGUUUUAGUGUGUGAGGAAGCAAACUGACAAAUUCUUUAGACUGUUACCUCAUUGGUGAAGAUGUCAAGAUCCCAAUCGGGCGAAUCUUGGAUUCUUCCCACAAUCAGCGGAUCCUGGUCGCUAAGGUCGCUCAUUUGCAGCUGCUGACCACGUGUUCCCCCAAACCCCUCGAUGUCUUGUCUUUCCUUGAACGGAUAUCCCUCUAUUUUAGUACCGAGAGCCCUAAAUGUAUUCUAGCCGUCACUGCAUCCUAUUUUUGUAUAAACCUGUAGUCUUGUAGACCCAAUUACUGUUUUCCCCUAUAGCACAUCUUGUACUGCACCAGAUGGUUAAUAACUUCCUCAACGCAAGUGAUUUGUCCGCGUAGCCUAUCAUUGUAGACAAAGCCAGAUCGUAGGACAUGUGUUCGUUUAAAUCGAUGUCAUUAUUAGAGCUGGUUCCACUUUAUUUUGCCUGAUGUAAUGAGUGUUUCAAUGUAGAAGUGGACUGUUUUCUGUGCACCCCUUGACGGCAGGCUUGACUUGAUGGCGGGUCAUUUGGUGUUAGGGUCGGGCACGACGGGUCGGCGAGAUAACUAAUGCAUUGCUUCCCGACCUCUCGGCGGCACAUAGGUAUUAUACCACAUGACUUAUAGCACGAGUUCACCGAAGACUCCGCCUAGCCGAGGAAGGCGUAGCUUUUAUCUUCAGCUGAUCGUAAUUGGUUGUUUUUGUGAAGCACUUUCUGUUGCCCGUCCCGCCCCGUAGCCUGUCCGGGCUGACAAAAAUAGUCGGCUGGGCUGAGGUUGUGGAUACCUCAUAUAUAUCACAGUAAUGGUACAUUGUUCAGGCUGCACCUCUUCAUCUGCAUUUAGGGCACUGUGACCUCUCUUGUAACGACCAGUCACUAUGUGUAACAUACAGACCAGUUCCAACGAUUCUUAUAUCAAUAAAUUUAUAAAGCUA
Messenger RNA from Haliotis rufescens (red abalone), 7377 nucleotides. RefSeq names its product neuronal acetylcholine receptor subunit beta-3-like. The coding region runs from base 1937 to 3601 and encodes 554 amino acids. The record is from RefSeq and is a predicted model, not a curated record. NCBI's taxonomy places the organism in Eukaryota, Metazoa, Mollusca, Gastropoda, Lepetellida, Haliotidae. The transcript has 8 exons. Gene Ontology annotation, cellular component: synapse; postsynaptic membrane; neuron projection. Gene Ontology annotation, biological process: chemical synaptic transmission; regulation of membrane potential; monoatomic ion transmembrane transport. Gene Ontology annotation, molecular function: acetylcholine-gated monoatomic cation-selective channel activity; transmembrane signaling receptor activity.